Molecule: messenger RNA, 22521 nt
Organism: Eimeria maxima
Lineage: Eukaryota; Apicomplexa; Conoidasida; Eucoccidiorida; Eimeriidae
Exons: 32
Source: RefSeq, a predicted model, not a curated record
GCUCGGGAGUUACGACGCCGCCUUCGGCGGAACCCUAAGGAUGAGGAGGCGCAGCAGCUGCUCUCAAAGUUAUUGCAGAAGGACACGGAUUCACCCAAGAGUGUUCCUUCCCCUGGUGGGGGUAAAACAGAAGAUAAUGCAGCAGCCGAGGCAGCACCUACUGCUGCAGACUCUUCUUCUGGUAGUGCUUGUAGCCCAGCUGAGAUUUCAGAGGCUCAGAACGGAAUAUCUGGGUUCGGGCCAGUGUCCCACCUUCGAGACCGAAUGAGGCCAGCAGCAGAGUCCGGCAUAGACGACGGAGCGCUCGCAAAUAUGCUGAGCAGAGAAAUCCAGGAAACCCUAAACAUUGAAGACAAGGACGUGUCCCUCUCGCUUGCUUCGAGGUUUCUGCAUUGGUGGCGUGGUAAAGAGUCACAUCCAAGCUCUUCAAGGAAGGGUGAACCGUUAUUAACUCCUCUAAGCGCUGAGACCAUCCUACACUCAGAUGAAGACAUACGGAAGACCAGUGCACCUCACUAUCGCGAUGUCACUCAGCCAUCUUCAUCCUCAGCUGCACCUAUGUCGGACACUGUAGAAGAAGCAGCAGGUGUAGCUGCUGCGGCUAGCACAGCUGCGGCUUCGGCAGAAGCUGCAGCAGAGGCCGCUGCCAAGGCGAAUGCUGUCGCAGCAGCAACUGUAUGCAGCAAUGAAGACAGCGACUCCAGUUGCAGCACGAAAAGCAGCACUGACACAGAUGAAGACCUUUUGGAUGGACUGAGGGCUUCUAGAGCCUUUAAAGUUGUGCCCUCACAAAUAAAGGAUCUUCUAGAUGACAAUACACAUGCACUGCGGGUGACCCCCAGGAAAGGGAUUGAAAUGCAUAUUCUAUUCAAGAAGUGGGAGUUGCGGGCCCUGGGAUCGAACCUCGCUGUCAAUAAACAGAGCUGGAAGACUGUGGAAUUGUCGUUCCUUCACCACGAUCCUAGCCUCUACUCACCUCUCCCUCGCACCGAUGGACCUGCUGAACCCCAGCAGGCAAAUCAAAGUAAUACAGUGGAGAAACGAGAGCCACCACCCCCAGUGUUCGACGGGAGUAUGGAACACAAGCCCUUGCAACUGACGCUCACCUCUGCUGCCCUAACGUCUCUGUUUAACUUUGUGAAGCUUAUUGAUGUUUGGUACAUCUUCCUCAAGGGAGCAGCAAGACCCACCAGAUAUGUCUACGACUUCAGGCUGGUCGCUCGGGAGGAGGAAUGCGCGACCUAUGUGGAGAUGUGGAAGCGGCGGCUCACCUCGAAGGCGGAAAUGCGAGAAGUAGUAGAUCGUUUUAUUUCAGACUUUGAGAACAGCAGCCCCCUCUAUUUAAUCCUAAAACUGAGACAGCUGGCAGAAGACAACCUGACUUGGCGAGACGGCGUCAGCGCUGCGGUGCUGCAGAAGCAAAUAUUCGGGCGUUUUGCCGAGACUUGUUGCCGCCCUCAGCGACUGGGGAGCAUGCAGUGGGCAACGGGAGAGACAGCAGAGACCCGCAUAGAUGGUGCAGAUGGAGGGGACUUUGAAUUUACAGACCGCGAGAGGCUGCUGUUUGAAGACAUCGCAUGCACAAUAGACGACGCCACAGGAGAUGAUCGGGGGGGGUUCGGGGGUAAACGUUGGUUCUACAUCGACGGCAUAACACAGGUGCUGGCGCCGAGCCUGUGCCUCCGCCUGCUACCCCUAGUGCAGCCCGGCAUGCAUGUAGCCGAGCCAACCAACCUGCAAAGGCAAGAAAAGAACUGCAGACCCAAAGGGAGCUUCAGCAGGCUGGGGACGCUAGGACUUUUAGAAAGGCUGGAAGCGCAGAAUGCAUCGCCGAGCGGCACAUCAAGUACACAGAUGAAUCACUUGCCUCCUACGACUCUAAUGUUCCGCGUCUGCGCGGACUUCAAGUUUCGCCAGGAGAAGAGAAAUGAUUUUUUCAAGUGCCACGACAUAUUUAUUGAUUCGGUUUUUGUUGAAAGGGGGUUUGCCGCCCUGAAGGCAAAGCCUUGCGACGAAGCGACCUCUCUGCGCGCUCACCACAAUCCUGAACUGCAGACACCUUUCCCUGGUUUGCUAGUGUACGCUGUUCCUCUGGGGGAUAUGGGGUGCACCACCUGCGUCUACUUGCCUUCGGACCCGCCGUCACGUGUUGGGUGGGGCAUUGGUGCGGCGCGGCCUCCGUUGAGAGGCCGUGGGGGAGACUGCAGCCAGCGCACUGCCUCUCACGCCGAUUAUGCUUACGGUGAUUACGAGGCAGCAAAGAGGGAGGAUUCUCCUAAGGGCUCUUCCUAUCGAGAACGAAAUGCAACUCGCGGGAAAGUUUCCGGAGGGCCUGCUUCGCAGGUUGAAAGCCCUCGGGAAUCCGACAGCGGAAAACGCAACGCCUCUUCUUCCAGCCAACAAUCGGUUUCUCACAGGAUUAGGCCAUCGAGGGUUUACUCGAACAUUCAUUUGCUGUUCAACAGGGCCAAACACUUUGCAGAUAUGGUCAAGCAAGCCCACAAAAAGCAGACUACCAAGGGACAGACUGCACCAAGGAGGCGCGGCUCCAUUGGGGGUGAUAAAAACCGCACGCUGCUGAUAAGCAUCAGCAGCAAGACAGUGUGGGACGAGGAGCUGGGGGGUCCACUUGAAAAGAAAAAGACAUGGAUUAAUAUCCCCGAGGUUUCCGUCUCUGCUCCAGAGCUUAUCCCAUUUGCUGAGGCCAUUCCGAUGAACUAUGUUACUUGGGACCUAUUUCGAGAGAAAGAUUGCCUUCUUCCGAUUUCGACUGAAGAUGCCAUGGGCCUCGCUCUGGGGUAUUGCACAGACGUCGACAGUACUCUCAGGCUGACUGUGCAGAAGGCCACAGUAAAGUAUCGCCUUUCCUCUCUCGAUUACUCACGCGUCCUUUCGCACUUGAGAAAAGACGCCCUACUUGAGGCGCAGCAGCUACAGCAGCAGGCGAAUGCUGAAGCAGCAGCAAAGGCAGCCGCUCAUGCAGCAGCUGCAGCUACUGGACGUUUCGGAACGAAUCCCUGGGAGGGCAGAGUGGCUCUGAGCGACAGUGAGACCCCCAGCAGUAGCAGCUCGUCCAGCUUUAGCACCAACAGAGGACGGUGGAGCCAGCGUGGCUGGGCAGAGCGUGCAGCAGCAGCAGCUGCAACCGGCAAGCCUCUUGCUUUUUUAGGAGAGAGGCCGCUGGAUGCACGGAGGGAAUUUGAAGCUCAGAAGCGGAUGACCUCUAAGAACUCAUCUUGGAGUCAGACACCCUCUGAUCCCCAUUCUGAGAGCCUUUCGCUUUCGGACUCCCUUUUGUCGCCAUCUUCGAGUGACAUUGGGGUGCAGGCUGCCGCCUCCGGUGCUACUUUCUCACGGCUUCGGGGCUCCUUGCCCAGUGAACAAGCUGGAGGCGCCGAAAGCGCUGAGGAGAACUCGGAUGAGGAGGAACUCUCUGGCAGCGGGGUGGGACCAUGGCGGCUUUUUGGCUCGAGAGAGGUGCAUUUGGCAGACGUGGACUAUGAACCAGUGGAGGCCCACGGCUUCACGUCCUCAUGCUGCGGCCUUAAAGCAUCUGUAUCUACACUUCGGCUAUCUCAGACGGUGAUGAAACGGAAAGGAUCCGUUGCUACGCAAUCUUUGCUUGCCUCCUUUGAAGCGGCAGAAGCAGCAGUGAUGGCGCAGGCCCCGAACUCCAACGCUGGCCCAUGUGCCACUACCGAUUGCACAGUGCUUUCCAUAUUCGAUGCCAGUGUUGGAACGACCAAGUUGCCACGCCAAACUAUCGACAUCUCUGUGGGGCGUAUCAACGUCGGUGUCUGCAUGCAGUUGGUCUCGCUGGCGGCCUGCAGGCGAUUUCUUAUACCCACUUCCUAUCCGUACAGUGACGUUCUACGAGAUCCAAAGCUGUUGACACUAAAGGUGGCUCAGGUCUCUUCUCUUCAGAGGAAAACUGUGCGCGAACAAUUGUCGAAGAUGGCCCAACCGGACCCUCAGCUCCAACACCAGCAGAUGCAGCGGGCUGCUGAAGCUGCUGCACCUGCUGAUGAUCAGGCCGGCAGUGCAGCUUGCACAGACGGCGCUUCACUGUCGCCGGGGGCGGACGCCCCAGCAGCAGCAGCAGCAGCAGUAGUAGAAUCAGAUAAUGCUGUUCGCGAUGAGGGAGCGAUUGCCUCAAUGGAUCGUCCAAUCAAGGAGUCGCGUGGAGCGGGGGGCCAGAGCCUUCAGGCCAGUGAAGACAACCCGCUCGACGCCUUUUUGCCAGUACCGACCAGUGGGCCUUGGGCGGCAUGCGACGGGAGUCGUUUGAACUGGUUUUUUAGCGACAAAGAAACCGCUCAGAAAUUCACCAGUGACUUGUCCCCAAUCAAAUUCACCGGGCCCGGGCAAGAGAACGGCGAAUCGUUUCAGCGUUGGCGUGUGGCCAGGCGAUUGCGCGCAGGUGGCAGAGAAGUUCCGUUUGACCUAUCUCAGAAGACUGCAGACAAUAAGGCCACUAAGGUAGCGGCUGGCGGAACUUGCACACCAGCAACAGCAGUGGAAGACCCCACCCAGAAGUCGUUGCAAGUGUCGGCCAAGGUGGGCUGUCUGUCUGUGGGCCUCUACACCCAGCAACAGUACCUGGCAGUCUUGCUUCGCGUGUAUGAAGCUCGUUUACAUUUAAAGAAGAAAACGAAAGAUGCCCGUGUGAAGGCGAAGGUUGGGGAGUUUUUCGUGGAGCACGCCAAGUCCCGAGAGGCGCAAAGGCGCAGCAUCGUGCUUUGCAAGAAAGUUGUUCACAUAGGAGCGCAGUGCCGCCGUUUCUGCCCGUUUCCUGGUGCUGCAGCAGCCGCAUCCCCCCUGCCGCCUUCGGAGGACAGUGACCCAGCAGCACUCAUUCGCGCAGAGAUGGACCAAUGGUCGUGCGACAGCCGGCGCAGCAGCAGGGAGGUGUCUCCGCGACUUCAGCGACGCGAGGCGUGGGGACCCAUGAGGCAACUGGGGCCAACUGGCAACUCUCCAGAACCGAGACAGCGGGUUUUCAAUUUAAGAGGGACUAGUAAUAAUCAGGGGCGGGAUAGAGACUUAAGUGCCCGACACGGGAGCAGUGAAGACUUCCGCGGUGUUGGUCAGUCGUCUAGCCCUCCGGGGACUCCUUUUUCGCAUGAUGACCCUCAUUUCGUGAAGCCGUUGCAAGAACAACUUCGCCAAUAUGCGAAGUACAAGGCAGACCUAGAGCAGCUGGCGAAGGGGGGGAAGCUACACGUGGCAAGGAGAGAUGGGGAGGAAGCCCUCUGCAACAACACGCUGGUCCGUAGCCAGCAGGUUCACGGUGCCUGGCCGAUGGAAACGCCGGACCCGGCGACGAGUCCUCCAUCAUAUUCUGAGCAAGAAGAUUGUGCCACACUUAGCGACUGGUCGGACAGGCAUAUGAGCAGCACCGGCGACAAGAACGCUUCUCUAAAGCUUGCGAUGGAGACUGAAGAGCAUCUGAGUUCGCCUCGUCGGACUUGUCUCCACGGCAUCCACGGUCGACCACGCAACAGCCUUCUGUCGGGGCAUUCCAUUCCACUAGAUGCCGAAUUCUGGAAACAUCACGAGAAACCCCCAAUCCCCGAGCUCCUGCGCCAAGCUCGAUCGAGGGCGGCGGGUGUAACAACGCUGCGCAUGCACCAUCACCAUCGGGGCCUGCCUUGGCACUGGAAGACCAGUGGAAAUGCUGAUAACGGCCAGGCGGAAGAAGCCAGCAACGCUUCCCAGGGCCACCUGACGUCCCAAAGCUCUUUGGUGGAGUCCGAAAAGCCCAAUAGUGGACCCAACCCUGCAGGAGAGGAGCCAGUGUGGCUUUCCGAUUGUGUAGGGGACUGGACUCUGCGGGACGAGCCAGAUGGAGAGGCCAGCAGCAGAACGGGGGGGCGCAACACUCCAGUUGGGCACGACUGCUGCUUCGGCACUGCAGGGGCCCCCCUUAACCUGUUGUUGUUCGAGGACAAUGACAGCAGCAAGAAGGGGACGACUCAAAACAAGAGGCAAACGAAAUUGCGCAGGUCGGGAGCUGAUAGGCGAGGAGAUUGCGCUAAGAAGCUAGACCAGAUGUCUUUGUCACUUCGUCUGCAGCCCGAGUUAAAGAGUACCGAGGCCCAGUUGUGUGUGCAGUCGCUGCAUGCGUUCCCUACAGCGAACCUCCUCUGUUGCCUUACAGACUCAGCUCUGUGUCUUAAGAGUCUAUGGAACGAGGAGUCAAUCCGGUCACGGUGUCUCAUCGCCUGCUUGCUGGGCGACAUGCGUUCUCAGAAGGCAGCCCAGACAGCAGGGCUCAAUUUGCAGGCAUCAGGCGAGUCAGAAGUUAAGGAUGCACCAAAACGGCGUUUCACUCUCAACAGGCGCUUGUCACAACAGCAGCGAGAUGGCAGGUACAGCAGCAGGGAGUCUGAAAGCAACAACGAAACCAGCAGCUGCAGCAGCGAUUCGGCCCCUAUAGGGGCCCCACUACGAGGAUUUACCAGGCUUCGCAAGCAGGCAAAGACUACCUUCAGCCGUCGGGGCGUUCCGGAGAGUUUGUCUGAAGGCGGAGACGACCUCAUGAGUGGCACUGUACCCACCGAGGGACUGCGGCGAACAAGCAGAAGCAUUUCAGGAGGCAGGCGGCGCAGACGCUCCCAAGUGAACUCAGUAAAAGACAAAACCAGGAGCCCUGAGGCUUCGCGCUGUCGCAACAACCAGGCGGCGGGCGUCAUUGGUGGUGGGCCCACUUCAAUUGCAGGCGGUCUGGGGGAUGAUGCUGCGUCGGAGAGCACUGACCGGUCCCAAGUGCAACAGCAGCAGCAAAAGCAACGGCAAUGGGAACAGACAGAGCUAUUUCCAGAGGCAGCUACAGGCCCUGCAAUCGAACGCCGUGGUCAACAGGCACACGCACAAACUGGAAUCUCAGUGUCAGUUGAGGUCGUCCUACAAGACGUAACGUGCAACCUGCUCACUGAUGACGUGGCGGCUACCAUAGGGGCUGAAGAUGUUGAUAUGCCUGAAGCUGUGGGAACAGCGGGAGCUGCAGGCGGCUGCGACACGGAGCGGACCACAGUACAGCCCACGUAUGUCUCCUCGCCAGAGCACCAGGAAAAGCAGCAGACUUUGCGAAGCAGACAAAACAUUGGCCAGAAAGCUGCCGUCAGCGGUUCCACCAGCAGGCGCAGCACCAGCAGCUGCAACAGGGACUUGGGCAGCACCACCUCUACCGCUUCCACUGAUGAGGGGGCGGAAGAAGGAGACGCGGGGCUUGCUUUUCCUCCUUACCCAGUACUGUUCUCGCCAGACGUCUGUGUCCCUCGCGGAGCCCCUGCCUUGGGGGAUGGAUUGCUGGGGGACUCUUCGCUUCGCAGAGCCGUUGUGGCAGAUUUUGCUGCUCUUGGGGUGCGGCUGGAGGCUGUCAUGCGGGUAACCUACACUAGCGUCCCUACCGGCAACAGCAGUUGCAGCAGAAGGCGUGAGGAGCUUAAGGAUACCUUGCGAGUCGGCCUUUGGCGCCUGGAGGCUACUCUAGUCAGAAAUUGCACGUGGACCCUUGCUAGUGCAGUUCUGUUCGAUGCCAACUUCGGGGCCGAGUGUCUCCGGCUGCUCCCCGUCAAACGAAAACGCGUGGCAGCAGGGCCGGCCAGGGGAGGGGGCUCCAAAACCUCUGCUUGGCGCUCUGCUGCCCCAGCGGAGUCAGAGGUGCCUUACUGGCGCACCUCGCGCCUCAAUGCAGUGGCGGAGGACGCAACUGAUGACGAAGGAGAUACCCCGGGGGCGCUGCGGAGAGCGUUAUGGGCAGCAGAAAGUGGUGGAGACAACCGGGUAGGGGAGACGCAGACACGUAGAAACCCUAAGCCUCAUGAUUUAAGCCCUUGGGGACAGCAAAGGGGAGCGACUGGCGGCAUGGGCCUGGCUGAAGGAUACGUCAGCGCCGACGGCUCUCUGCAGGCAACGCGAUAUGAGAGGAAGGGGAGAGGGGCGGCGUGCGAGGGUCUUCAGGAGGAGACACGGGAAGGGGGAUCACCGAGGGGUCUCGCACGACGAAGAGACAGUUGCGCUGAUGGGGACAAUAUGCGGAGGCGGUUUUCUGUGAACGUGCCUCGCCGCCUCCCAAGCAGCGGGAGUUCAUCUUUGUUUCGCUGGGUCUUUGGGUCCAAGAACAUUCAGAACAACGCCUUGGCGACAGCGUCAAGUCCAGUAGGUAGCAGCCCCCAGAUGGGAUUUCACAUGCAACCGGCUGCUGACUUGAGGGGCCCCGGUCUCGCCGAACUCGACAGCUCCGUAGAUCGCCGCGACACAGCACCGGAGCCUAAGAACUACACCGACGGCGAGAUGUACUUCGGAGGGUACCAGCCGGAUGUAGGCGAGCAGGUGCGCCCAAAGCAGCAGCCUGCAGCUGCUGCUGCGGGGACUUCGCCUGCGCGCUGGGGCGGCAGCACGGCAGGCUGGACACGCAAUCUGCUGCGGACACGCCGCAGUAUCUCCACGCUGAAUAGUGGAGAUCCAGGCCGACCUCCCUGCAGCCCGCCUAAGGGCCGAGAUGCUGUGUUGAGAGAUAACAUUGAAGGCGAAGGCGCUGUUGCUCCCCGGCCUCUUCAGUCUCCUUCUGCGAGACAAAUCAGUCGGCGCAGCAGUGGGAGACUAGUUACCUCUCAAAGCCCGCAACCGGUUAAUAACCUAGCGACACUGAGGAGCGUGCGGGCUUUUAGUGCUAUGCCCAGCGUGGGACUGGGCGGCUUUGGUCUGAUCCAACGCCCACCUCAUGACCGCACGCCUCUGCACUUGGGCCGCGCAUCUGCAGAACCGCGACAAAGAGCUCCAUCAGAACCUGCAGCAGCGAGAGGGACUUCAGGCAGGAGGGGGGGCCGCCGCGCAACAGAUGCUAGCGAACCACAUAGAAGAGAGUGGGAGGAAGAACGAGAGCUGUUAACUUGCACGGCCAUUGACGUGGAAGUCAAACGUGUCGCCAUCUGGAGUGCGGUAUACCUACAGGACAGCAAAGCAGCAGCGAAUCCGUGCAGAGCUGUGGCAGCAGCUGCAGCUCUGGCUCUUGAGCGAUCGAGGAGGCACGAGGAUGCCCCUCUCAGAGACAGUGCGGCUGGCCUACCGCAAACUGGAGCAGAUACGGAUGUGAGAGAAGGCGACAGCGUCGCCGGCGUCAGCUCCAGAAGUCACCCCUUGCCUGCUCACCGCAUGCGUGUCUAUAGAGGCGUGCGGAAGCUUUCUCCCAGCGGGGCCCACUGGCUGGCUUUCGACGGAUUUCGAAGGGCCAGCGGUGCUUCCGGAGAAUCUGGGCCAAGCUGCGCACCCUCUACAACAAAGGAAGCGGACGGGAGCAAGAGAAACGGCAACAGAAUGGGCCUCAGCAAGGCAGCAGAGGAAGUGCAGCAUCUCACAGCUCUGCUGGGGGAGGUGUGGACGGAAGACUGGCUUUCCGUCUCCUUGCCCUCGCCUCCCCCAUUCGGUGGAUACGUCAGAGCACAAGAGGGACGCGUCCUGUUAUUGCCGGUGCUGCUGCGUGCCGCACCCAAGACCGAGAGAGGCCUUCUACAACGGCGCCUUGAGGAGGCCCAGAGUUCCGUGGACUCGGAAGCUUUCGCCCGUCAGAAGGAACGCUCAGCGGACCGACGCGAAGGGGUCUUGACUGCAGCGGGAGGGGGGCUUAGGGCAAUUCCGGGCCUACGUGCGCCGAUGACCGCAGCAGCUGCGGCUGCUCUGGCUGGUGGGCCCUUCAGCGUGAACGUCGAGGAAGAAGAGCAGCGGAAGAAGCGGGCUGCUACGGAGAAGCUGCGGGGCGUCGCGAACGUCUCUCCGCACAUCUCGCUUAUGUACAGACUGGUUGAUGCAUUCGUGCGCCUCUUUGGGAGGGACGGCGAGAUGACCGCGGUGCUGUCGCGCCUCUCGAUGGGUCUAGAAGCCAUCCGCCGGGGCAUGCAGCAACAGAAGCAAGCAGCAGCAGAGACAGCGCGCGCUGCAGUGCGGUGCCUGCCGACGCUGGCGAACCACCCAGACUUCGUUGCAGCAUCAACUACCAUUUCUGCUUCCUCCAAGGGGGCAGCAGUAACAGCACACCAGCAACAACAGCAACAGGACGAGCAGCAACCGUUAGCAGCACCUAAUGCCCCACCGGGCACACCGUUUGCCUCUCCGACUGCCGAUAAAGGGGUCGGCACAGGUGUAGCGAUGGCGUCUUCUGAUAAGAAAGAGGAUGCCCUCCUACAGGUUGACAAACGGCUAUGGGGGCCACUUCCGGGCUCUCUGUUGCAGCUUGGCUUUGCGUUGCGCGCUGCUCUUCGUCGGCUGAUGCACGACUCGUUCGGUUCCCUGUGCAUUCAUUCUCUCCAGCUAACGCUGCCUUCCCCAUGCCAGCUGCUGACACUGCCCGCCGUUCCCGCCACCACUCGAUUGCUGCCUACAACGACAUUCCGCAGGACACUAACUGCAGAAGCAACGUACUUCCUGUGUUGCCUUACUGCCGCGCCGCUGUCGCCCUGCGUCGCCGUCGACCUGGUUCUUACGAUCAAAGGACUGAAAAACCCAGCAUGUCCUUCUGCUGAACAGGCGCAGCAGCGCAAAUGGCACGCCCAUUUUGCCGCCCCCACAGGGGCGGGUUUAGGCUCUGCCACUUUCAACAACCGCUUUGGUGCCACACCCUUCGACACGCGGGGAUCGAGACACGGGUCGUCCUCUUACAUUCACCAGCAACCUCACAACAAUCCCCAUGCCUAUUCCUCUACAGCUGGAGCAAAUGCGUCGCCUCUGGACAGACUCUCGGCAACAGGGAUGCAGCACGAAACAGCGUUUGGGUCAGUCAAAGUCGCAGUGCCGCUCUUGAGGUUGGAGUUGCUCAAGAGGCCCCGUAUACCAGACGAUGCAGUGUCAUCGGCGCAAGAAGUCGCUCACGACACCUCUCCCCGAAUUGCGCUUUCCCAGGCCUGCGGCCCGAUGCGUAGAAGCAAAUUGGAAGAAGCAGCUGUGUACAGCAAAUCUCAGGGAACGAUGCAGCAGCAGGCUCCCCGCCAGCCCAACUGCGUGUUGGAGGUACUAUUGAAAGAACUGGAACUCUCGUUUGUCUCCGAGAAAAAUGCGCCUGAUAAUACCCUUCAGAACCACCGACCGGCAAACGGAUUGGGUGGCAGUCGGCGGCUGUUCGGCUCAACAGCAUUCCUGGGUAGGCCUGCAACAGCAGAUACUGAAGCAACGCAGGGAGCCGGGGGGAGCUCUGAUGGGGUCCUCCGUUCUCCAGUCAGCCCCUUCCGCGUGGUCAUGUCGCUCCACGAUUGCAUAAUCCGAGGCGAAGAUGGAAGCCGCCUCCUGCAAAACGCAUCCGUAGUCCCCAAGCUCUUCUCGGGUGAAUUUGGGGGCAGUGCUGGGGGGAGUCACACUCAGCAGAAUCAGUUCUCAGCAGCAGGGGCGCCUUCGCAGUCUGCUGCAGGGAACGCCAGCCCAACUGGUGCCCAUGCUGCUGGAGAGGGAGUGGGGACCUCCGGCCGCCGCGCCCCACAGAAGACGCGUCUGGCAUUCCGUCAGGCGCUGAUUUCAGAGAUGCCUUUGCAGGACCCGCUGCUGCAGUGUCUGGCUUGGGUAGCUGAUGGGGUGAUAUUUGUUUCGGCGGAAAUGGCACACCUGCGGGUGCAGCUGCGUGCCUUGCAAGGGGCUAACGUGUACGCCUGGGGCAUUGGCUUGUAUGGGGCCGUCCAGCAGCUGAAACACUUCCGGCUGCAGUUCCCUGCUAUCAGUUUCGGCUGCUGUUUCUCCACAGCCUCCUGGUUGGUCCCCAUCGGUGUCAACGCGCAGCAGCUGCUGCGGGUAGCCCAGCUGCAGGCAAGGGGCCCGUCUUCUGCUGUCCCUGAGCAUCAUCACAGGCACAGCGAAGAAGAAGAUGAGGAGCAAACCAUCCGCAAGUCUCUACUGUUGCAUCGGCGUGGGCUCGGGUUGCUGUCUCUCCUCUACCCCGCCUUACACCCACCAGCACUGGCCCCGGACGACUGGAACGGGUUGCUGCCAUUGCAGCUGCCGGCGAUGGCGGCUUCCAUGUCGAUCCAACGGGUGUUGCAAGUGCUCGAGGAUGAUGCAGCGACACGUGAAGCAGCAGCUGCAGCAGCGAAUACAACCGCAGAAACAACGGCUGUGUCCGCACCUUGGAGACUGCAAACGGCAGACCUCUUUCAGCUCCACUCCGAUUUGCAGACUGGCAUGUUGCAGCAACCGUGCCGAAGACGCCCUGUGUACGGGCGCAGCCUCUCGCCAACAACGGAGUCUCCCCCUGGCAUUGCUUCUGCGGAGGCAUCGUUCGCUCGGUUGCCCUUGGGCAAGGCGUCUCCUUAUGGGGACCUGCGCACGUCCGUCAAAACGGGACAUUUAGCGACAGUUCCCCAGCAGCAUCACCCCUCAGCCAGCGACGCACACUCUUCGUCCUCCCCUGAAGGUCUCCGCAACUCCCCAGAUGAUGCAGAACGAGAGAGCAGUCUGGCGGUUCCCAAGAAGGCCCCGGAGGGCAUCUGGAGCCGCUUCUGCGGUUUUAUUUGCUGCCGACGACGGCGUGGGGUUGACACAAUUUCUAGUGGGGGUUCUGUGACAAAAUUUGGGUCUGGGAGCCCAAAGAGUCGAGCCAGCCGUUUGUUGCUGCGCUCCUCUGGCUCAAGCAUUUCGGCAGUGUCUUCUCUGAGCGCCUCUCCGCUGGACAAGCGUCCACUGGGACCACAACCGCACGUAUCGCCUUCUACCUCCGGUUUGCCCAACGUUCGCGUGGAGCGGCGGCGGCUGACGGGGCCGUCUCUCCACUUGCCUCCCUUCUCGAAGCCUUCGGGACAAGGGGACCCCGCAACGGCAACCCUGGUCCCCACAGAGCAGGCGCUUCCGCCGGCUGCUGCUCUGUCUCCACUGGAGGCGGCUGCGUUGGGGGCAAAACUGCAGAAAGUGGUUGAAUUGACAGUCAAGGGAGUUGAAAUUUGGUUCGUUCUAGGGGCUGCAGAGGCAGACGAGGGAGACCUCAUCGCUGCGCAGCGCACCGAUCGCAGGAGCACAGGGCACCUCAAGGCCGCCAGAAUCGCGUCUUUGAAGAAGGGGAGCAAAGCUGGUCUGAAGUCCCUCGCCGCCAUGACAAGCACACGGGUGCUCGACGAGACCCCUGAAGAUGGAGCGUCGCAGAACAUGGUAAAGGGGCAGCCCUUUGUUAGGACGUUGAUGCAGGUCCUCCAGACUGCUGUCAACAAGACCGGGUUAUGCGUAGAGGAAGAGAACUACGACGAUCGACGGAAGCAGCAGAUUGUUGUGGGCCUUCUCGCUGCAUGCACUCUGCGGCUUCUGCAGCGAGGCACUGAUGUGAGCGCCUCUGUGGAAGUUGUGGAGUUGAGUGCCAUGGUGGGGUCGCCUUUCCCGUGUACGGAGUUCAUCGUUCCCACAAAGUCCCCGGGGCUCUCGCAGGGCUUUCAGCAACAGCAACAACAACAGCAGCAAGAGGAGGGGGUAACUGCGUCUAAGACUCUGAAGCACACGACACUUGCAUCGCUAGGCCACGGUAGGGAGCUGUCGCCAGUCGACAGGCAACCUGUGGCAGCACAGGAUGAGGGGUCUCUGGUUCUGGUCAACUUUCCCGAUAUCCUUGAGGGAUACGGAGGGGCUUUAUUGCUGCCCAAUCUUCAACAGCGCACUGACUGUCUUCUAUCAGUAGCAACCUGCACCGCUACCAUCUCCGGCACGCCGGGAGGGAAGGCGAAGAUUUGCAUGACAAUUUUGGACCCUCAAGUCCACUUUUCGUUUGAAAUGUUUCAAGGCCUCGUAAGCCUGGAGACGCAGGCAAGGUUGGAGCAGCUGCACGUCUCCAAGUCAGCAGCAGCAGCAAUGACAGCCAUGAAGGCUGCUGUGGCAGCAGCAGCAGCAGCAGCAGAAGCUGCUGCUAUAGCACUGACGCAGCAACAGCCAAUACGAGAGCAAGACCUUCAACUUUCCCCCUCUUCUGCAACAUGGAGAGCGACUCAGCAGCAGGACACAGCAUCGCCUAACUCCGAUAAGGCACAGCGUUCGUUGCAACUAACGGAGUCCGAGCGCAGCACUGGCCCUUCCGAGUGCUCACCAGGGGUAUCAUUGGUUGGAGGAGUUCCGGCAUCUCCAGUUGCUGCUGCUGAAGGGGGUGCUGCCGCGCUAGGUGGCCACCCAUCUUCCUUGCGGGUGACGAAUUACUCCGUCUCUCUAGGAGACCUUUCGGUAGAAGGAAGCUUGCUGCGCUUCUUGAGGGACUACGCCUUCUCUCUACGAGACUCAGCAGGGCCAGCGUCCCAGCAGCGCCAGCGGCCCCUUUUUGGCUGGGCAGUGCCGGAGGGGGGCGGCAGGAGCGGCAGGGGAGGAGACCUCGGAGGUCAGGCCCCUAUCGUGGGGGCUAUGGAUUUGGUGAGGCUGCACCAUCAGCGCAGGGGGGGUGCCUUAGGGAGGGCUCUUGAGGAGAUGAAGGCAAUCUCUACCAACUCACACCCACAGCAAAAUGAUGAAGCUACAUCGUUGCUGAGCAGCAGCAGAAGCAGCAGCAGCAGCGGAAGCGGCAACAGCAGCAUCGAGUCCCCAGUAGCCCCGACAACGCAGUCGUUAUCGUGGGGGCCUACAGAUGGGGUGUCUCGGCAGCACCUGCAAAGCGAAACGCAGUCGAGCUUGCAGCAGCGUCGAGCGCCUCAGCAGCAGACGUCUCUUCAACAACAGCAACCGCACCAAAGCUUGGCCUAUCGGGACCCCGGGAACUCGUUUCAAAGAGUGGACGACGAGGAGGCUGUGGGCUCAGCUGAGUUGCUGCUGCUUGCGAAUCUGAUGGCUGCUGGCAACAAAGAAGCAGCAAAGCAGCAUGUUUACGGCAAGGGGCUGCACGGAACCGUCGACGAUCUGCUUCAGGACGAGGAGGGGGCCCGCGGAACCGGCCUUGUGCGGCGCAGGGGCAUGGGUAUUAUAGAGGGGGGCACUACAUGGGGCCCUGGAGAUGUGGGCGCAUGCAUGCCGGUGGCAUUGCUGCAGGGGGUGGGGGAGGAAGACUUUAGAGAUCCUUAUUGUCAGGUAAUUGGUUUCUUUCUGUCUUUAAUGAGCUUCAAGCUUCCUGGGGAAACACAAUUUGAAAUAAAGGGGGAAGUUGUGAAGGGGGCGUUUGAGUUUCAUGACGCCCAUGGGUCGCUUUUAAAAGUUAGUCUGUUGGCACUGGAGGGCCAGGUGUACGUACACCCGGAGCUUUGGAGUGUAGAUUCUGUUAAGAGCUUUGGAGGCCGGCUGGAGUUGAUGGUGUCUGGGUACGACCCGAUGACUAACUCACAAGAGGAGCUGCUGCAUCCUGUAUCGGCUUCUGUUGAGAUCCAGAGACAAUACGUAGAUGCGCAGACGAGCCACUGGAGUCUGGUGAACGUCCGCAGCGCCAUGGAUGGGGUGUCCGUAGACAUCACCUCCGGCCUGUUGCAGCUCGUCUACCACAUCAUGGGAACCACGCGGGAGAUCCUAGAGGGAGUCGAAGGCAACCUCGGCAGACACACCAGUCUCAGAGUCUACAACGACAUACACGCUGAAGUACUCGUUAUGCACCGUCGCAGAUCGAGAGGCGACGCCAGAGGGUGGACGUAUUCGCGAGUGCAGCCGAACGAGUGGAUCUUAGCGCCGACGUCCUCACUGUACUUCGCAGUGCGGAAGAAGACCGCCACUUCAGAGGCCGCCCCCGAGAGGCGGCGGGCCUGGAGGCGGGGGGGCGCAGGCCCUGACAAGAUCAGCGAGACGCAUCCCUCGUUGCGUCUCGAGUCGUACGAUGACGUGCGGAAUAUCGUCGAGGGACUCUUGAAACUGGGAACCCACAAAGUUGACAACCCGUGGCUCAAAGCUUAUGUAGGCAAGGGGGCUCACCUGCAGCUGGGCAGUGGGAGUUUGAGCAAGCGGCAGGGGUUUGAGGGUUUGCUGCAGUUGCUUCGCAAGGAGGCGGGUUGGUGUUGCUUGGGACGUCUGCAUGCGGACUACUCGAACUGCAGGGCCUACUUCCUGCAGAACGCCGGUUUUAAAGUGUUGGUGGAACCGGUGGUGGACCGGCGCAACGGCACGUGGAGUCUGGCGGUGGGCAGCUGCGUCCAGCUGGCGAACGCCUGUGCUAUGACGCUUCGUGUGUACGUGGGCAAGGCAAAGAGGAACUGGGGCGGGAGGGCUAUCUCUUGCUUUGCAGCCCGUGUCACAGGAGAUGCCCGCGUCUCCUCUGCGGAAGAAGAGUUCAUAGACAUCCUGCCAGGCUGCCGCCGCUCGGUGCCCCUCUCAUGGUUUGGCACCGGCACGGUGCCUUCGUUGGCUGCGCUGCUCCACACUGAAGGAGGGGGCCCCCCACAAGAGGGAGUAGGGGAACCUGAAAUUCCUCCUGUGCCUUUCUACGCUCUCUACAAGUUGACAAAUAAAACUGGAUACACCCAACCGCGGCGGCUUGACAUCCCACCCUUCACUCUGCGUCUGCGGAGUUCGCUAAUGCUGUAUGGAGCAGUGGACACAACUGAUGUACCGACUUCGGAGGCAGCACGGAUAGCGCAGCGGUACGUCAUUAAGCUGGAGCCGAUGCUCAGCAUCAAGAACACGCUGCCUUUCCCCAUUACGGUGUCUGUACACCUGAAAAACACUGUCGACCGACGCCCUCUACACGAGCCUCAACAGGGACAGGGUAUCACCCAAACCACCGCACCAGCUACAGCGGCGCUACAUGCAUCAGCUGCAGCAGCAGCAACAGACGGAUAUGCUUCAGCCACAGACUACUCUGGGAGGCGCCUGCGCUACGGCAUUGGGAACCCGCAAGCCGAGCUUCUCGCAGAACUUGAGAACAGAAGGAGACAAAAAGAAGAAGAAAUGCAACAAAAGUCGAGAGGAACGGCUGCCAAACUUGUAGAAGACAAUUUUGUUGAAGCCACAAUUCCCUCCCAUCAAAGUUGGACUCCAUGGGUGCCUUUGGGUUUCGAACGUGCAUCAGCUCUGCACGCAGCAACUUGUCACUACAGCAGGGCACGUGUGUGCUUUUCCCCCUCCUGGUCCCUAACGGUCUGUCUGGCCCAUGCAAUGUGGCUUCUUGAGCAAUGUCUUUCCUUUUUGCCGCAUCAGGGACUGCCUGUUGGGGAGCAGAGGCUGUGGCUGGUGCUGCGUGUGCAUGGAGCCCCUCUGGAGCAGUUCAACACGCAGCUUGAGGCGUUCAACCCCACAGAUGGGAGGCCCCUGGGACCACUUGAGCUGCAGCUGUUGGCGUCAGCAGCAACAAGAGGGGCCCCUCGCCUGACGGGAGGGCUAGGCGGUACUGCUUGGCUGCUGCAGCAGGAGACUCUUGACGGCACGGCGAGCCAGGUGAACAUGAACGGAAGCGGUGGAGGGGGUGGUGCUGCAGGUGUCCGCGAGGAGAAAUUGAGGCGUGCCAGAAAGCAGCAGCAGAGGCAGCAACAGCAGCACCAGCCUCCCGCUACGGUGUAUGAGUCCCAGGGCUUCGCUGUCCUGCUUCCCACACAAGACACGUUAACUGUCUCGAAAGUGCUGCAGUUGAAGGACGGAAGGGGUGAAUCGCUGCUCCCUCCUGGAGCACUGAAGCUUCUCAAGGCGGAGGGGCUGAACUCGCGCCGGGGCAAGCGGAUGCCGCCUCUCUUUUCGGAAAUGCAACUGGCAGCAGACGUUAGCAGACGGCAAAUAACAGUGUUUGCUCCAUACUUCUUCGAAAACCUGACAGAUGCAACCGUCUCCGUGAACGGCGCCCUCGUCCCUAGCCGCUGCCGACUCUACACAACAGAAGAAGACAUGCGGGCCGCCUCCAUCCGCGCUUACAAAGUCGACCUACUCUCAGACCGCGUACUGCAAUCUCCUCUCAGCCGAAAACACGACCUCUCCGGCAUCUCCACUGCCAGGCCGCCCCUUGUUCUGAAGCUAGCGCCACUGCGGAAGCAGCGGUAUAUCCGCUUCGGCUGGGCUCACCUUGGGGCAGGGGGGUCUGUGGACUCUGUGACGUCUUCUCUUAACCACGGAGACACCGAGAGACAGCAGACGUUAGGGGGAGGUUCCGACAUCCAGGGAGACACAUCGCGAGCUGAAUUCCCCUUGCUGAAAGCCACCCCGUCCUCAACAGAUUCCUUUGUAGACGACGACGCGGUGGCACCUCUGCGCGGUGAAGGUGGGGCCGGCGGUCGUUUUGGUGUGCAGCGGCCAGCUGCCGCUUUUGGGGUAAGUCGGUCUCCCUCCGAUUUGCUGAGUGCAGGGGGAGAGGCCGAAGAAAGAGGCUUUUUGAGAGGCAGUCGCCGCGCCAAGUCGUUUCGAAUGACAGUCCAGCGGAGGGUACGGCGCCUAGGAAAGGGCCGAUCUUUCUUACUGCGAAAGAAGCACCUGCUACCUCCUCCAGGGGACCUGAGAGAGACGGAAAGCACAGAGAAGGAUGGCUUAUUCGUUGGAGAUGCCACAACUGACAUCUCUGCUUCUGCUGCCGACGACGUGGCGCCUGCAGGAGCUGCAGCAAGUGCUGCAGGGGGAGCAACAGCUGGUGGGGGCGCUGCUGCUCCUCGGAGCAGCAGCAGCAGCAGUCCGUCGACUCUUGUUCUGGGGCUUUGCACUAGGUACGGAGAAGCCCCGUACUCCACGACGAAGAUAGUAAGCGUAGUUCCCCGCUACGUCUUCAUUUCUCGCCUACCUUUUGCGUUGGUAGUGCGAGAAGUGAGGAGCCGCAGCCGCGUCCUGGGGAGCGCCAUGGGAGGCCGUCAAAAGGGAAGUCCUUGCGAACUGUCGCUGCUGCCGGGAGAGACGAAGGCGUUUCAUGGCGUGGAGGCGCGCGUGCUGCUUAUGCACACUGAUCGGUGUCUAGUCUCCUUCCCCUUCUCCCUCGUACCCGCACACGUGCCCUCCUUUUUCCAAGUCGAGCUCAUCCCAAAGCAAGCCGACCACCAGGUGUACCUGCCCGAGCACUGCCCCAUCGUGCAGGUCUCGAUUGUGUCUGGCCUCUUUGGAGACGUUCCUGCCCUCCCGUAUACCUACAAUGGCAGCUUUAUUGUCCUGUCGCUUCCAGAAAACCCCCAGUUCGCUAUUCUUAACCUCACCAGCUACUUCCUUGCUCACGCUCCAGCAGAACGCAGCAGACGCAACCAGCAAACCAACAGAGAGGAGGACUCAUUCGCCAUUCCUGUCACCAGCGGACCGCAACCCAAGACCACUGCAAAAAAGGGCAGAGGAGACUCGGACGCAAACCUCAGAUUGAUCCCUCCUUGGGCUUCUGUGCCGUUUAUUCCUCCCUACCACAAGAACUUGGAGAACGCUCGGGUGCGGCUGCGGGUUUUGGACGUGGAACACUGCCCCUGGUCUGUGUACAGCUUGGCGUCAGUGGACGAAACCCUUCAGACUAUCGAAUUCGUGCCUCACCAGCAGCAGCAACAACAACAGCAGCAGCAGCAACAGCAACAGCAGCCAGUAAUGGGAUCUGCUCCGCAGGGCUUCGCGGGAAGCCCCCCACAACAGCCAGGUUCUCCUCGUUCUACUGAUGUCGGCUCGGUGUGGAAGAGUCAAUUUGUGCAGCGACUUCCCACAAAGACUCUCACCAGUACAGCUUCUGCUGCUGCUGCGGCGGCUGCUGCUGCAGUGGGAGCCAGCAGCAACACCCUCGCCGCCACCUCCAGGGGAGCGACGGCUGGAGGAGGUAGGGGCUUCUCUUCAGACGCCUGCUUCGACACAGAAGAAGACCAAAGCGCAAAUCAAGAUGCAGACGCUCGCCGUAUCCUCUUCAUAACAGAGUCCCCUCACGUUGCAGAAAACCUGCGCGCCGGCGGUUCUGCCUUCGACAUGAUCAGAGAGGAGUUCGUAAGAAAGGCGGGGAAGCAUGAAGGAGGGUCAACAGCUGCUGCUGCUGCAGCUGCAGCAGCAGCGUCCGCCGCAACAGCUGCUGGAGGGGCUGGGCUGGGCGAGCCAGUGGGUUCCACAGCAGCAGCAGUAUCUCAUCGACUAACAGGAGACAGUUCUGCGUCCAGCUGGGGCAGAACGAAGCCAGGGGGUGGCGGCUUCUUCGGAGGUACACCUGAAGCUGGAGCAAGUAGGGAGAAUACUAUCGCUCGGCAGCAGCAGCACCGCGGGUCUAUGGUUCAGCAGCAGCAUCAGCAGCAGCGGCCGCCUCCUUGGCUAGGUUUGUCUUUUGAGUUUCGUCUGCCGCGUCUCACAGUGACGUGGAUUCACCAAAGUGAAGUGGUAUUGGCUCUGCACCUGACGGGGCUUUCGUUGGCUGUAUCCGUCAAUCCGCGUCAGCUCGAUGUUAUUCUGGAUGCUGUGCCUGCCGAGCGUUACAUGAGGCAGACAGCAACAUCGCCUCAACGCAGAGUUUCUUCUCCUUUGCUGGGAGACGCCCUCGUCCGUGCUAGUUCCUCUCCUCUGCCUGCAAGGGGACCCCAAGGGGGGACCAGCUCAGGAAGCCCUGCGGGUACCGCCGAGUCGCAAUCACUUCACGGCAGCAGCAGCCGCACUAGCAGCAGUAGAGGGUCUCCAGGUUUCUCCAGCAGCGACAGUGGCGCCCGUGGAGCUUCCCCCGUGGGGGGUCCUCUCGCAGGUCCUGAGGCGACCCUUGGAGAGACCACACGGGGGACCCACGGGGGGUUGUGGGAGGAGGACUACGGGUUACUGGUUAAGACACGGAGCUUAGUGACCCUGUCAGCUCGCAUAUCGAUGCUGCAUGUGGAUCACUUUGUGAAAGGAGACAUUCCUGUCAUCUUAAAGAACACGGCGUCCAAGUACGGGAAGGAGACAGAAGAGUUCCUUGAGGUGGCCGUCGUGAGGGCGCUGGUUGAUCCCAGACAGGCUCCCACGUACGAACUGCUAGAAGUGCGCAUCAGUCCCUUUAGCGCCAACAUCGAACUUCUCGUCAUCGAACAGCUCAUCAGUAUCUACGAAAAAGAAGUUGAAAUGCUACACAAAUUCGCAGUAGCAACUCCACAGAAACCACCAGCUCUGCAGACAGCGCUUAAGUGCAGCGUUGCUGCGGAGGCUCUGCGUCAGUUGGCAGUCCUGAAAGCUGUGGAGCAGAGUCGGGAAGAGCAGGUUUUAGUUGCGGAUGGGACAGGAGGGAGGGGGCCUUGCGGCUGCGUUGUCUCCUCGUCCCGUGGGGGUCUUGGGCAGGAUUCAACAACAGCAGGAGCUGAAGGAUGCGGGAGCGGGGGUGGCGCAGCAGCAGCAGCAGCAGCAGCCUUCCUCGUGCAUCCUCUGGCAAUAGAUUUGGCACACCCCAGCAUGCACAGCCUUUCAAAAGCCCCAUUAUCUCUGGACAAGUUACGGCACACGACGAGUUCUGGUGCGCCGCUGUUGGGUUGCUGCUGCAGCGACGGAGGCCCUGAGGGGCCUGCUCCACCUGUGGGAGGCGAAGAAGGGCUUCAAAGCUUGCUGUUGCUAAGGGAGCCUGUGCAGCUACAGUUUUACGCUGCUCCUCGGGUGUACAUAAACCGGCCUUCGUCUCACGUGUUGGUGCUGCCAAACCCACGGUGGAUGGAGUUGCACAGAGCUAGCCCAGUGUAUAUAAAGAGCCUGGUCAUUAGCGGAUUGUCUCUGACGGUUUCUAUUCGAACAUCGGAGCAUCGGAUCUCGCGACAGGUUUUGCACAUUGUUGACGCGCUGCCGCUUGAUACACCGUACAUGACAAUUCAAAUUGCACGCGAAAGAAGAAAGUUCAGCGUUUGCUCUUGGGCCGAGCUGCUGCAUGCUCUGCGCAAUUCGUACCUGCGGCAGUUCAUCCGGCAGUCGCUGCCUUCUGCCUGGAUCAGCAACCCAUGUGCGUUCGUUGUGGGGUUCAUUAGAGGCGCCAGUGCCCUCUGCAGACAGACACUCAAGGGCUUGAAGACAAACAACAACAGUUUCGAAGGCCUCAUGAUGGGAUUUCGCGUGGGCUUCAUUCUCUUCAUUAUCUAUACCAUGGGGGGAGUCAUGCAGUCCCUUUCCCACGUCUUGAAUAUCUUACAUAAGCUUAUGAGGGGCUCCAGGCCCCGCCCCUACGGCGUCUUAGACGCUUUCUGGAAGGGACUGAAUGGAUUCCUCCUGGACACCUUCUGGAGACCCUGGGUUGCUGUUGUCACGGAACCUGCUGCAAGUGCUACCAGGGGGGACAGCUGGUGGAAGACAACGGCAAUUCUAGUGGCGUGUGUUCUGCGGUGUCUUGUGUCUCCUUUAUUUGGUCUAUCAAACUUCUUGGCUUCUGUGGCCGAGGGGUUUGCAAAUACGCUGAUGGGCGACUUUGAGCAGUUCACGCGAGUACAAGAGAGAGCAGACUUAGACAAGAAACACAAGCAGCAGCAUCUGUCUGCUGGAGCCGGGGCUUUGUCUGCUGGGGAGGGGCAGCUGCGCGAUCCAGCAGCAAGACGAAACGGAAGAAGAGAGGAGCAUGCAGGGAUUGGCAGCCGCUUCCGAAGGAACAGAAAGAAGCCCAAGGCUGCCAGAAAAAACAGAGGCAAACUGCCUACAGACCAAGCACAAGCAGCUGUAGCAGCAGGCCCCGAAGGCACCACCUUGAAAACCAGAGGUGGCAGCAGCUUCUCUGGCGCGUUCAGACGCCCCUCCUCUAAACAAGUCACAUUUGCUCUUUAA